AUGAGUUACUUGAACCGUGUUUGGGUGGCAACAACCGUGGCGGUGGCGCAAGGCCACACUGAUCCAGGCCAUAAGUGCAAAACAGCUUUCGGAUCUAUUUGCCAAAAUCGGACUCGUCCUUUCUCCGCUGACAGUUUGUCGGAUCUCCGGCCGUUGGCCGGCGUCGAUGUAUCGGACGUACCCGUGAGUUCUGAGGCGGAAGAGAGGCUGAGACAAACUGACGAUUCUCUCCGGAAAGUGAUGUACAUGAACUGCUGGGGUCAAGCCUGA
Lathyrus sativus (Indian pea) is the source of this 270-nucleotide messenger RNA. The record is from the annotation of a GenBank genome assembly. NCBI's taxonomy places the organism in Eukaryota, Viridiplantae, Streptophyta, Magnoliopsida, Fabales, Fabaceae.